UUGGGUCACUUCGCGAUUUUUUAUUGGGCUUUUUGGGUGCACUUGUGCAAACAUCGGCUGUGCAAACGUAAACAAAACUCAAUUUCUCUUGGGAAAAAAAGGAAAACAAAGCUGGAAUUUUGAUUGUUGGGAUCUGCUCUCUUUCCGGCAACUUGUCCAAACAAUGCCCCAGUUUGGGAGUCCAAGAAAAUUGAGUAUUUCCCGGAAAGAAGACAGUUUCUUUGCACUGAGCUUGGAGAGAGGAAGGCAUUCCUCUCGAUAGUUUUCCAAGGUUUUAUUGUGAAUUCCAAGUGAUUGUGAUAAGAAAAUUGUGUUAAGUAGUCACCAAAGGAGUAAUUAACAAGAUGUACAAGCCACUGGAAGAAAAAGUAGCCCCAAUGAAGGAGUAUAUCCACAUAAUUGUGGUUGUCCUUUCCUAUUGGACAAUCUCCAUGCUGACGGUGUUUAUCAACAAAUCCCUCCUGAGCAGUGACUUGUUCAGCCUGGAUGCUCCACUUUUCGUCACGUGGUCUCAAUGUGUUGUAUCUGCUGGUAUUUGCUUCAGUCUCAGUCGCUUGUCCAAAAUCUUCCCCCAAGCCAUUUCCUUUCCCGAAGGUAAUCCCUUGGAUUCAACCACCAUCAAGAGUGUCCUUCCCCUUUCCCUGCUGUUCGUUCUCAUGAUCUCCACCAAUAAUCUCUGCCUGAAGUAUGUCGGAGUGGCUUUCUACUACGUAGGCAGAUCCCUGACCACAGUCUUCAACGUUGUCUUCAGUUUCCUCUUGCUCAAUCAGAAAACUAGCGGCAGAUGCAUAAUUUGCUGUGUCGUUAUCAUCGCAGGCUUUUGGCUGGGAGUCGAUCAAGAGAGUCUCACAGAAUCCUUCUCACUGAUCGGGACAAUUUACGGCGUCGUGGGAUCACUAGCACUCUCCCUGUACUCAAUCUACACGAAAAAGACUCUCGUGUUUGUGAGGCAGGAAGUCUGGCUGCUGAGCUACUACAACAACGUCUACUCCGUGGUCAUCUUCCUGCCCCUGCUCCUGCUCACUGGGGAGAUUCCCACGGUUCUCAACUACAAAUACCUCGGAGAGCUUUGGUUCUGGCUGGCGCUAGGCGUCAGUGGAGUCUGUGGCUUUGCCAUUGGCUACAUCACUGCCCUGCAGAUCAAAGUCACCUCUCCACUCACCCACAACAUCUCAGGCACGGCCAAGGCCUGCGUGCAGACUGUGAUCGCCACGGAGAUUUACAGCGAGAGCAAAUCCUUCUCCUGGUGGCUCUCCAACAUUAUUGUCCUCAAGGCUAGUGCACUCUACGCUUGGUUCAAGCAGCGAGAGAUGCAUCAGAAAUUCCAGGAGGCAGAAGCCUCCCAGAAAGUCUGACGACAGUGAUUCCCAUGGAGAGUUCUUGUAAGCUGAUAGCUAAUAAAGUUGUAAUUAAGUAUGACAAAAAA
This is a messenger RNA of Phlebotomus papatasi, 1426 nucleotides long. It is a transcript of the gene nac, whose product is annotated as GDP-fucose transporter 1. Gene Ontology annotation, cellular component: Golgi apparatus. The transcript has 2 exons. Gene Ontology annotation, molecular function: antiporter activity. Gene Ontology annotation, biological process: GDP-fucose import into Golgi lumen; protein O-linked glycosylation via fucose. Lineage: Eukaryota; Metazoa; Arthropoda; Insecta; Diptera; Psychodidae. The coding region runs from base 345 to 1355 and encodes 336 amino acids. The record is from RefSeq and is a predicted model, not a curated record.